GCGAAGUUUAAAUCCGCGGCUGGGCCCGGCGUCGCCGGCGUGCUGCGGCAGAACGGCUGUUGGUCUGUGUUGGGUCCCGGUCCCCCGCUCCUGGGGGCUCUCCCGUCUUCUGCUUCUCCCGCUGAGCUGCGGCCUGGUGAAGAGGAAGCCAUGGCGCUCCGGGUCACCAGGAACACGAAAAUUAAUGCCGAAAAUAAGGCGAAGAUCACUAUAGCAGGCGCAAAGCGCGUGCCCGUGGCCACUACUGCAGCCUCCAAGGCCGGGCUGAGGCCGAGGACAGCCCUUGGAGACCUCGCUAACAAUGUCAGUGAACAGCCCCAGGCCAAGCUGCCUCUGAAAAAGGAGGCAAAAACAUUAGCUGCUGGAAAAGUUAUUGCUAAAAAACUACCGAAACCUAUGGAAAAGGCACUGGAGCCUGCAUCUGUGCCUGUGCCUGUGCCCGCGCCUGCGCCGGAACCAGCGCGGGAGCCCGAGCCUGAGCCUGUUAAAGAAGAAAAACUUUCGCCUGAGCCUAUUCUGGUUGAUACUCCCUCUCCAAGCCCAAUGGAAACAUCUGGCUGUGCCCCUGCAGAAGAAUAUCUGUGCCAGGCUUUCUCUGAUGUAAUGCUUGCAGUGAAUGAUGUGGAUGCAGAGGAUGGAGCUGAUCCAAACCUUUGUAGUGAAUAUGUGAAAGAUAUCUAUACUUAUCUGAGACAAGUUGAGGAAGAGCAAGCAGUCAGACCAAAAUACCUACUAGGUCGUGAAGUCACUGGAAAUAUGAGAGCCAUCCUAAUUGAUUGGCUGGUGCAGGUUCAGAUGAAAUUCAGGUUACUGCAGGAGACCAUGUACAUGACUGUUUCCAUUAUUGACCGAUUCAUGCAGAAUAAUUCUGUGCCCAAGAAGAUGCUGCAGCUGGUUGGUGUCACUGCCAUGUUUAUUGCGAGCAAAUAUGAAGAAAUGUACCCUCCAGAAAUCGGUGACUUUGCCUUUGUGACUGACAACACUUACACUAAGCUCCAAAUCAGACAGAUGGAAAUGAAGAUUCUGAGAGCUUUAAAUUUUUGCCUGGGUCGCCCUCUACCCCUGCACUUCCUUCGGAGAGCAUCUAAGAUCGGAGAGGUUGAUGUGGAGCAACAUACCUUGGCCAAGUACCUGAUGGAACUAACUAUGUUAGACUAUGAUAUGGUGCAUUUUCCUCCUUCUCAGAUUGCAGCUGGAGCUUUUUGCUUAGCACUGAAAAUUCUUGAUAAUGGUGAAUGGACACCAGUUCUACAGCAUUACCUGUCAUACACUGAAGAAUCACUUCUCCUUGUUAUGCAACACCUCGCUAAGAACAUAGUCAUGGUGAAUUGUGGGCUUACAAAGCACAUGACUAUCAAGAACAAGUAUGCCACGUCUAAGCAUGCUAAGAUCAGCACUCUAGCACAGCUAAAUUCUGCAUUAGUUAAAGAUUUAGCCAAGGCUGUGGCAAAGGUGUAACUUGUGAACUUGAGUUGGAGUACUGUAAUACCUGCAAAUACAAUUGGCACCAUGUGCUAUCUGUAUAUAUUAUAUGUUACAUUUACUUUUAAUAAAGCUGUGGUCCUUUUUACUUCUUAUACCUUAA
Molecule: messenger RNA, 1585 nt
Organism: Myotis daubentonii (Daubenton's bat)
Lineage: Eukaryota; Metazoa; Chordata; Mammalia; Chiroptera; Vespertilionidae
Gene: CCNB1
Product: cyclin B1
Biological process (GO): mitotic cell cycle phase transition
Molecular function (GO): cyclin-dependent protein serine/threonine kinase regulator activity
Source: RefSeq, a predicted model, not a curated record